Serpula lacrymans var. lacrymans S7.9 is the source of this 1465-nucleotide messenger RNA. RefSeq lists its product as uncharacterized. Gene Ontology annotation, biological process: adenosine catabolic process; inosine biosynthetic process. The transcript has 5 exons. Bases 96 to 1229 code for a protein of 377 amino acids. Lineage: Eukaryota; Fungi; Basidiomycota; Agaricomycetes; Boletales; Serpulaceae. Gene Ontology annotation, molecular function: adenosine deaminase activity. The record is from RefSeq and is a predicted model, not a curated record.
UUCGCGCACCCGAAUUAAUGUGACUCAUGCAUAAGUAUGGUAACCGUAGUACAUAGUAUCGGCGUCGAACAUUUUUUCCGUCUACAUCUUCUUCGAUGGGGAUUACAGGUUUUGCAGCUGAUGCUCUACGGUCUCUAAGCACUGCUCAGCGAUCCUUUAUCGAAUCCCUUCCCAAAGCUGAGCUACACGCGCAUCUGAAUGGAUCGAUACCGAUUGAGACAUUGCAAGAGCUUGCUAAGGAGUAUACCAUCGAUAGCGAUGAUGGUAUGUCCAGCACGCUCCCUCCCGACAUCCAAACUGGCCUAGCGCGUUUGCAGUCUGGUCCCACUCUGUACGACAUCAAUUCUUUCUUUCCGCUCUUCCCUGCCAUAUACUUCCUCACAUCUACACCACGCACCCUUGCACGUGCCACGCAUGCUGUCCUAGAUUCCUUCCUUGGUCCGACACCAUCACCUUCUGAAUCGACGGGGCAACUUCCUCCGUCGUCGCCCCAAUGCACUUACCUCGAACUGCGAACAACUCCACGUGCAACUACAGCUCUCACGUUCGCCUCGUAUCUCGAUGUAGUUCUCGCAGAGAUCGAACUCUAUCCCCCCGAAAAAGCUGCGCUUAUUGUUAGCAUUGAUCGGAGGAUGACGGUUGAUGUCGUAAAGGAGAUUGUAAAGCUUACGAUCGACUUGAAGGAGCAAGGAAGGAGAGUGGUAGGGGUUGACUUGUGCGGAGAUCCGUUGGCAGGCAAUAUGCACGAAUUUGCGCCUCACUUCAAGCGUGCAAAGGAAGCUGGCUUGGGUAUCACCCUUCACAUAGCAGAGACCGUGACGAAUCCUGCCUCCGAGACGCUCCACUUCCUCUCAUGGUCCCCCGAUCGACUCGGGCACGCCACCUUCCUCAACGAAGAUGCCAAAGCCAUAGUCAUGCGCGACAAUAUAUGCGUCGAGAUAUGUCUCACGUCUAAUCUGUUGUGUAAGACCGUGUCGACACUCGAAGAGCACCAUAUUCGACAUUACCUUCGGAAUAACCAUACCAUUGCUAUCUGCACCGACGAUACACUUCCAUUCCGCAAUUCCCUUCCAGGCGAAUACGCGCUUCUUCUCGCUACGCCCCCACUUGGUCUCGGCCUUUCUGAGGCGGAGGUCGAGCGAGUGGCGAAGAUGGGGAUGAGUGCGCGGUUUGGGUGCGGGAGUGGACCUGGACCGUCGGAUGACGCUGUGACGGUGCCAGAUACCUGAUGCGUACCUCACUCAAGAUUUUCCAAUGGAUAGAGAAGGAGCGUGUGUUCGACGGUGACAACGCUCUACGACGAUAUUUUCAUAUAUAUUCAACUCACUUCUGUAUCUGUACAAUCUAUUCAAAUGUACUAUAGGAUAAACUAGCUCACAGCCAUACCUCCCAACUCAUUUCUCCUGUACUCAUUACACCGCAAGGUUUUAUCUGGAAUAAAAUAUUUGCAAUGCUGUUGCAAUAG